Drosophila hydei is the source of this 563-nucleotide messenger RNA. It is a transcript of the gene Cpr78Ca, whose product is annotated as pupal cuticle protein Edg-78E. The record is from RefSeq and is a predicted model, not a curated record. Lineage: Eukaryota; Metazoa; Arthropoda; Insecta; Diptera; Drosophilidae. Gene Ontology annotation, molecular function: structural constituent of chitin-based larval cuticle. Bases 33 to 428 code for a protein of 131 amino acids. The transcript is spliced from 3 exons. Gene Ontology annotation, cellular component: chitin-based extracellular matrix.
CCAUAUAUUUAGAUUAUUUGUCGCGCCCAGAGAUGCAUUCCAGUUAUCAAAGCCGUCGCCUGUUUGUCAAGUCUCGGCUGAUGCAGCUGCUCUUCCUCUUCUCCUAUUCACUGUUAUUUGCCACCGCACGCCCAGCAACGCCCCAUACAAUCUACUAUAACUAUCAGCCACCAGAUGCGAAGGGAAACUACCAAUUCGAAUACCAAACCUCCAAUGGCAUCACCACUAAGGGGGCCGGGAAUGAGCAUGGAUCAGUGGGCGUGGUCCAGUAUAUAUCCAAGGAAGGAUUGCCCAUAACCUUUACCUAUGUGGCUGAUGAAAAUGGCUAUCACCCGAGUGGAGAUCAUGCCAUAAAGCAUUUGGAUCGACAGCUGGAGUAUCUACGCUCGCAUCCAUCGGUAGAUGAGCAGAAAUCGAGACGUUGGUAGUGAUCCUGACUAUAUAUGUAUAUAUUAUAUACACAUACAUUUUUGUAUAUCUAGAUAAAUCGAGCGACUGUCAUACAAAUACAUUAUUAUUAUUAUUAAUAUUAUGGAAUUAUAUGUAGCAAAGACGUAAUUGAG